Homarus americanus (American lobster) is the source of this 583-nucleotide messenger RNA. Its product is annotated as cuticle protein AM1239-like. Lineage: Eukaryota; Metazoa; Arthropoda; Malacostraca; Decapoda; Nephropidae. The transcript is spliced from 3 exons. Gene Ontology annotation, molecular function: structural constituent of chitin-based larval cuticle. Bases 96 to 374 code for a protein of 92 amino acids. Gene Ontology annotation, cellular component: chitin-based extracellular matrix. The record is from RefSeq and is a predicted model, not a curated record.
CCGUUUCCUGACUGAGCCAGCUCAGGUGUGAGCGUAUAUAUAGCUGGUUCCAGGCAGGGGACAAAGCACACUCAGCUGAUCCUCCCAACGACAACAUGAAGCUCGUACUCCUCGCUUGUCUGGUCGCCCUGGCCACCGCUGCCCCUCGCCCUGACAAAGACGCUGUGAUCCUAGCAGACCAGCGCCAAAUAGGACCAGAUGGAAGCUUCAUCUUCAAUUAUGAGACCAGCAAUGGAAUCGCGGAGGAUAGGGCGGGCAACCCGGGGGUAGAGGGCCAGAUCAACAUGCAGGGAACCUACUCCUUCACUCAUCCUGACGGCACCGUCACUGUGGUCAACUUCGUUUCUGAUGAGAACGGCUACCGUCUUAUUUAGUCCUCAAGACGUCGCCCAGCCCCAGCUCUUGCACCUACCGGCCCUAUCAUCUGUCGUUACAUCCCGACAAUGAAUGACCUCUUCCUGAGACGUCCAUUGUCGUCCUGUUUAACACUUUACCCACUGAUUGUCUUUCAUCAUAUGUUGAGGAUUCUUCCAGCCUCGUGAACAAUGUCAUAAUCUCUGAACAAUUAAGUCUGUUAUAGUUG